Cephus cinctus (wheat stem sawfly) is the source of this 10404-nucleotide messenger RNA. RefSeq lists its product as uncharacterized. The transcript is spliced from 17 exons. NCBI's taxonomy places the organism in Eukaryota, Metazoa, Arthropoda, Insecta, Hymenoptera, Cephidae. Gene Ontology annotation, cellular component: apical junction complex; plasma membrane. The record is from RefSeq and is a predicted model, not a curated record. The coding region runs from base 375 to 7850 and encodes 2491 amino acids. Gene Ontology annotation, biological process: cell-cell junction organization.
AACAAUCCAAGCAACACCAGGAACAACAUGAAAUUCUUAAGUAGGAAACAAUUUUAGGCAAAAACUUUUAAUUUAAAACUAAAUGAUUUCAUACAACUCUGGAAGUUACAUACUUUUGUACUUUAAUAAAAUAAACUAUAAAAAUGUAGAUGUAUCUCAUAGAUUUGUGUAUUGUUAAUCUGCUUGACUAAAGUCUGCAGUUUUGGACGACAAUGGUAAUAUUAGGUAUCACGAUUUCCUGAUUAUUCGUUAUCGCACGUCAUUGAUUCCACAAAAUAAUCCAAUCAAUUCGUAAGUGAUCACUUAAUGACUACCUUCAUUCGAUUCCCCCUCUUUUCUUUUUCAUUGACAGUCACAAUGACAACGUCCAGGCUAUGUUCCCACUUCUGUUUCUCUCAACUCUACUGAUCCUCUUCCAAUUCACUGUUCCCCAGAAUAACGUCAACUCUACUAACGACUGGGGUCUGUUCUUAUCAGUGUCGCAGAAGAGGGACGAGUUACCAAGUUACAAUAUAGGACAGUGGGUCCAGCAGCUGCACUUGCAGCAAUGCGCCUUCGUCGAAAUCGGCGAGAAUUUCUGUGCACUUUUCGUGGAGCUGAGAAGUAUACCAGAACCAGGAAAGCACCUGGACAAUUCAGAAGUUGGAGAAUUCUUCCUAGGACUUUGCACAUGCGAGACCCUGAGGUCGUGGAAUUUGUGCUCGAGUAACCUGGCCAAUGUUCGAAAAUCAGAAUGUACAUUCGCAGAAGCUAUUGCAACUGCAAAUACCAGUGCCAGAGUGCAUAGAAGAUUUUGCGACGUGACAUUACUGGCUAACGAGGCACAAGUUUGUAACUGUACAGUUCCGAUGGCAGGUGAACAGCUUUACAGGACAGAAGGUUUCCCCACGUGCUUUCGCAAUCCUUUACCUACCUCCAUAUGCGCUCCUCGUGGUGUCUGCGGAGUAUCCCGGUGCACGACCAUCACCAUAAGAGGAAUCCAUUCACCACGAUGCGACCCUGACUGUCACCAAAGGCAACCGUUCUGCGAAGAGGUCGGCCCUUGGACUUCGGUACCUCCGGUUAUCAAUUCACUUUGGUCACAUUGGUCCUUGCCAAAAUGUAACAAUACCUGUGGCAUGGGAAUGCUCAUGGCUACCGCAUUGUGUCGCAACCUAGUAACUGGAUCACCGGCUACGGAUUGUAUUGGUCCAGGUUCCUUUUGCUGUCCAAACACUGCAGCGCAAUGCAUUUGCGACGUUAGAAUCUCCAAUGGAAUCAUGAAAGCCAUAAGGUAUACGGGAUCCUGUACAUCUACGGAUGGGUGUGACGUCAAUGACGUGGAAGACGCAGAGCAAGGAUUUGAAAUACCUAGAGAUGUUAUCGAUCAGGAUUAUGAUAAAGUUGAUUAUCCACAAAACAGUCCAGGAGAGUAUCUGUACGCUUUUGAGUACGAGGGAACUCAGAAGCCGGUGCAACGUCGUCUCCUUGGAAGGUACAGGAACGGUUACGAUGACGAGAAUUUGAAUCUCGAAGAAUUGAAUAUGAAUUUCAUGGAGGAUAAGCGACAUAAUCAAGAAUCGUCAGUGAACGAAGAAAUGGCUGACGAUUCCGACGACGAAGCGGAUGACGAAGAAGACGAGGACGAGGACGAGGAUGAAGAUCAGCGGGUGAACAGCACAGAGGGCAACCAAGAUUACACCGACUAUGAUACUGUACUGGUCCAGCAGGUCGACUUCCUGGAGACCAUCCUCGAGGAGACCUCUGAUGAUCUUCAGAGCGACUCCGACCGUAGUGGUACUACCUAUUGGCUGGGAUCAGAUUCAGAAACCGAGAGUGUCAUUCAUAUAAGAAGAGCUGCCACAGAGGAGAAACCGGAUGGCAGCGGAAGCGAAUGUAACUCGGUAGUACCGAAGAAGAGACGACGUAAGAAUCCCGAGCGGAUCGGCGCAGUCGCCUGUCAGGAUGACCUCACGGCGUCCCCAAGAUCAUCGAGGUCGUCCAGCUCCACCGGAUCAAGUUCACUUCUGCAAUUUGAGUCGCUCGAGAGAACCUGCGCGACCUUGUCGCCAUCCAGUUACAGUUUCGACUCGCUGGAGUAUUCGAAUCGCUCGAAUUCCCAUUUCGAAAAUACCUCGCCGGACAGCCUGGAGCAGGACUAUGACAGAAUCGUGCCAAAUGGACUUCCUGGUGAAAAAUUGAACGACGGAUUCGGCAAGAUCAGACCGUACAGGAGCUUCGAGAGCCUGGGUACUUGUCAGAAGGAAGAGGAUGUCAGAGAAAAAUUUUCUAAUGGCUUCGCGUCUCUGUACUCGGACAGGAAUACGGAUUUGUCCAGGAGGAACGACGAUCACAGGAGAGACUUUUGGCACCAGGACGAGCCCGAGGAUUACCGGGAUGAUCGCGAGUACGACGAGGAGGACGAGGAACUAGCUGAAUUCGUACGCUUCGAGGACAGACUAAUUUUCGGCGACGUCUCGUCGAAUUACGCUACGUCCCUCGACUGUCGCAACACGAUCGAUCUACGAGAGAUCGGCAUUGAAACCAAGAGAGACGCCGUGUUCGAUUUAAAAUCAGGCCAGACCUCUAGUUCGGCGGCGUUACUACAGAGCAGGUUAAAUAUAGCGAGCAACAUGGCACGCACUGCCGGCCAACAAGGGUGGAGCAAACCACGUUUUAAUUUUAGAUUCACGGAUAAAUCUCAGAGCGUACCCAGUCUGCCCAGCAGCGUCUUCGCGUACGGUUUUGCGCAGCGCGACUUCUCCAGCACCGAAAGCGUUCCAAGUACAAGAGGAUCGUCCCAGUUCGAGAACUACACCAGGGUCUCCAGCGUACCCGUGGACCUUCACCUUUGCGGCACUUACACCCAGAAUGCACAUCCGCCCAUGGAGGAGAGUCUGAACGAUCACGAAAUGGCGGACGUCGGUUCUACGAUCCAGGAUGACGCAACGGAUCAGAUCAAGGCCCAGGAAGACGGAAGUGCCCCUGGUAACAGUGCCGUAGGCUCCUCCGUGAGGACGCAGGACAAGCAGGAGCUGACGAUGGUUAGACCCGAUAAUCCCCAGGAAGAGAGAGAGUCGUCGCCAGUUCCUAGGAAGCACCAGGUGACCUCUACGGUUAAGACCCAGGACAGGACCGAGAGCGCUGCCCUUGAGAUCGCCAUGGCCAUCGACGGAGACAUCGACGCCGUCGUCGACGAAGCUAUAAAGCAAUUCAAGCGUGAAGUGGAGGAGGCCACCGUGGAAGCCUUACAGAAGCCGCAGCAACAGAGAACUCGUAAAAUGAAGAACAACGCGAGCUACGAGUUGGCUCAGCAGUUUGAAAUUGAUGAGAGGAACUUCGCCAGGAUGCCUUCGUGCAAGGAAGUCGAAGCAGAGUCUUCGCCGAAGCCUGCUCCUAGAAGAAAAGUCCUGAACAAUGCCAGCUACGAACUGGCACAGCAGAUCGACUACAUCAAAGCCAUACAAAACGCAAGACCGUUUCAACGUAUGGAUGCGUGCGAUGAACUGGACGAGGCAGCAUCGUCGAGGUGUCUCAAGGUAACGGACCUAGUGGAGGAAUUGAGUCGAGGAUUCUCCAGUAACUCAACGUCGAAUCUCGCCACGGGAAAUACAAGGGAAGUGGCCAAUGACGUUCGAACUUACUCAAAGUCAACGGAAAAUAUCUCAACAUCCGGUAACAAGGCUUCCCACGCUCAGGAGAACCAUAAGAGUGAGAAUCACGUAGGAUCCACAUAUUCCAGCCCGAGGAAGUUCUCCGGGACCAAGCAGCAGUCCCCGAGUCCUCGACGGGACAUGGAACAGGAUGGUCUGUUUAGUCAGAUAAAAAAAAACUCGGAUUUAUUUUCAAUAUAUGGCGAAAGUGCUAGUCAUCCUGUAGACGACGAAGUAGACUCCCCCUAUUUGGAGAACAAACCCAUAGAAAUUUCUCAUCCAGAAGAUGGUAUACUCGACAGCGCCAAGUACAAUAGACCCGCAGACGAGAACGACAUCAUCAUAGAUCAUAAGAAGACCUUCAUCGGUGAGUUUUAUCCGGAGAAGAGUCCCCGUAAUCGCAAUCCCGUCUCCAGGUCGUCGUCGUCCAUUGAUCGAUCAUCGGCACAGGCAUCUGAUCAGGAAAUAAGCGGUGACAAAGGUUAUUGGAAUACGGAAGAGAGUCAGCAACAACUGGCGCUACUGGAUUGGCUCGAAGACUCAAAGUCCAUCCUGACGUCUCGCAACGCUAGAAAUUCCGUAAAGGAGUUCCAGACGCCGAGCUUCCACCAGGUGCUAAGGGAGUCUUCGGAUAGCCCGAGGAAAGUGAGAAACGGUAAGAUGGAAGAGGUAGAGGGUCCAGUACCUCGGGAAGCCAGGGGAACCACGUCGCGGCAGGAGGAGUCAGGACUGGUGGAGGAAGAAGAGAAAGAGCAUGAGGUGGAGGUGGUGGUAACGGAGCGACAUAAUGUCGGCAGUGUUCGUGGCUCCCCACUGGAGUCCAAGCCGGGUCCGAGGAGUGGGAAUCGAGCCGUAGUUGAUACGAAUCGCAUGGAUAACGAAGACGACAACAACGGGUUCGCCGCAGUACGCGAAGAGAUGUCAGCGUCGUCGAAGCGGGAGGUCGUCAUGGCGCCGUCAUCGAAAUUUACCUCGACAGCGUCGUCGGCGGACAGUGUCAGUACCAAGAGUGGAUCGGCUACUCCCGAGAGAAAAAAAGGACUUGGUGGUCUUCUUCAACGUUUUUCGAAAUUGCGAUUCAGUGGUAGGUCUAAGGUGCCGCGAUCGGAGGUGCAGAAGAAAAGUGAAGUCCAAGUGAAUCGUGCCAAGGUGACCAGCAACAGUGGGACUCCUGAGGGUCUUUCGAGAUCGAGGAACAAGGAACCGGAUUAUAUUAUCAUUCCCCUUCAUUCCCCGGAGGAGCAAAACAAAUUGAGAGAUGAGGACGUUGCUUUGGAAAAGAAGCUGGAGCAGAGAUCGGUGCCUCUCUUGGACAGAAGUGGAUCGAACGUUAGCACAAACGGGAGGCCGCCAGUGUCCAGCAAGCCACCUUUACCACCUCAACCGCCUCGCGCACUGGCGCUGGGGGCGAGGUCGACGUCAGGCGUCGCGACGCGCCGACGCGCCGCCACGGACCUUGGGAACCCGGCGGCCAUCGAGAUGGCGAAAGCCCGCACGAUGCAGGCUGGCUCGGAGCGCCCCGUCGGCCUGCUCGAGACCGACCUCGACGCCGCCGACGGCUCCGAGGGCGUCUCGACGCCCUCACCUGGUACAGGGCCACCUGGCAAGAAGACACGAAGUCUCCUCAACCUGAAUCACAGUCGACCUGGCCGAGAGGCCAACGAGGAGAACGCACUACGUGCACCGCAGUCGCCCGGAGGUAGCAGGACGCCCGUCGACGCCUCCGUCGCCACCAUCAACCAACGCCCCCACAAAUCCAUGGAGUUCCUCCUUGACAAAGAGAAUCUACACUUCGUUAAGCCACCGGAGAACGAGUUGCAAAAGGUCGGAGAACGAGUGCCAAGCGAACACGAGCUACGAGUACAAAGGUCCCUACAGCGACUCAACGUUCCGGAUUGGUACAAGAAUUCACCAGCUGCCAGGGACGGAUUUCGUCUUAAGCGACACUCGGACGCCUCGCAGCACGGUGGAUGGCGUGCUCUUGGAUCGAAGACCACAUCCCUCUCGUCCCUCUCGUCGUCUUCCAAUAGACAACCCACUACCGGUGCUCUACUCAGUCCAAGUCCCACGCCUCCUGUAUUCUCAAGAUGGAGCACCAGUCUGCUGAACAGCGCGGGAAGUUCGCCGGCCAGUUCCGCCAGAUCGUCCUUCAAUCAUCGACAGCCGUACCUUGGAUGGCGCUCUCAGGAACGCUUGGCCAAUCCAAGGACUCCUGCAGAACGUCUUGCUCAGGGUAUACUUCCCCAGCUGCAAUCAGCGAACAAGCAGCAGCAGCAGCACCAACAGCACACAACGAAUCAGCAGCUGGAGGUGAGGAACUCGAUAAAGGAAGUGACCUCGGCCAUUGUGCACUACGUACAAAGUGGCCAAGAGGUCGGUGGAGGUGGGAGGCUUUCUCCUCGACCUCGACCCGAAGACUGGGACGACAGGGGCGGCGCAAGAUCAACCAGCCCCAGAGGGAGUGUCAAACUCUGCUGGAUGGAAAGCUCCUUCGUCGGCUCGAGACCCGUGGAUUCGCCGGAAACCCCCAUGAGUCUAGCUACGGAAACGGAAUGCUGUGCCGUAUGUAAUGCCACUGUUACGGAAUCGUGUAGCUGCGUGGAUUCGGCGACUUCCGGCCUCUACCUGGACCUUACGCCAACGAGGGACGGUAUCCAAGAAGGGAGUAGUCUCUGCCCAUCCCCAACGUCCUCUAGGAAUUAUCAUCAUAGCCAACACCUUCAGCAACGACAUCAUCGCGGGUCGGGCCAUAGCGAUACGGAGGAGGCAAUGGCGGCGGCAGCUCUUCUGCGGAAUAAACCUAGCCCUGGUUCGACCACCCUGGAGGAUGUCCUAGACUCCCUCCUCGGAUUGCCUUCCGCCUCGCGAACUCCCAGCCCUGGACCCGGACCCGGAUCCGGAUCCUCUAUUCGUCAUCGAUCCAACGUCAACGCGAGUGCCAAUGCCGGGAAGAGCUGUAGCGACCUACGCCAAGACCUCCAAGCACACGAAUACACACCCAGUGGAGCUGGAACUUGCAUCAAGUCUGAGGGAACCCGGCUGAUGUCUGUCGCAGAGUCCGUUAAGCACGAAGGGAACAACCAGGAGGAGAGGGCUUCCUACUACGUCGGCGAACUCCUGGUGCGCCGGAAGAGCGAGGGCAGCGACACCAUACCGACGCGGGCCGUCGCCAAGGCUUCCAAUCUUCGCCACAGAAGAGUCUCCUUCGACAGCCAAGAGAACGGCACCGCCGAGAAGAUCAUACGCUGCAGGAACAACAAGUGCACCAAUUCAGCGACCGCUGCCGAGGCCAAGAAGAUCUACAAGAGCUGUCACAACUGUACGUGUCUUUAUUGCUCCAGGGAAUGUCGAAGGGCGCAUUGGCAGAGGCACAGAAGGACCUGCCUCUACUCCAGGGCGGGUGCACUCUGCAGAGAGGUCCUGUCUUCGGCCAAGGAGGAUCAGGGCACUCUCGGGCACGUAUCCGCCCUGGCACGACGGGGUUACGCCUCCCAUGGACGUGGCGCUGUCAAGUGCUUCUUCUCCAGCCCGGAAGCCGCUGAGAAGUUCAUCGAGAAUGGCUUCGUCGAUCUGGGCGAGCCGACCUACGUCAGGUGGUCGGAUUUGCUACCCAGCGAAAUGGGCGCUGAACUCUUCGCCGAGGUGAUGAAGCUCUGCAAGUCGUACAAUCCUGACACGCGACUCGUCCUCUACGUUGCUGUCUGCGUCGUCAGCGAGGUUCCUACCAGCGGGGCUGUCAAGUGGGAACGUCAGCUGGUCUCCAGAUGUGCCAAGCUUCGUUUGGACGCCGUCUCCAGGCAAACUGGAGCCACUGUCAACGUUAACGUACCAUCUAGACAGACUGCCAGUUCACCCUGCAAUAUCACCCGCGAGAUGGACUCACCGGAAACUCUUGUUCUCACCUCUUUUCCUGGUAGCAAUGGACAGAACACACCUCAGCGCGCCCGGGAGAUCAGCUUCACGAAUAUACAGCGACAGCUACGUCUACGCGGUGUCUCGCUUCGGAGACACUUCCCUCAGGUCUACAAGAAACUUUGCUCAUACGUCGACGGCUCCGUGGACAAAUUUGCACCGGUCACCAUCUACCCCAGGGAUCAGGCGUCGGGGAAGAGCUUCAUGUGUAUCAUAAUGCUGGACGCCGAGCCGGAACGACUUCAGCUCCUACCUACGGACUCCUCGAGGGUCAGGACGGUCGAUAUUAGCAUAGAACAGGAAUAAACCUUGUUAGGACGAUUAUAUUAUAGAUAUUUAUAUGUCUUUUGGGAGCAGAUCGUCUUUGCUUUUGUUCCGUCAAUUGGAUUCAUUGGGCGACUGGAUUUUUUAGAUUGGAUUUUAAUUUGAUAUUUUUACUUAGUAUUUUUCAUCUGCUUGUCAGGUUCGCGCGAACGUAGGUUAUAGUACAUAUUUUAGAUAACCAUUAUAAAUCGUCACUGUCCGAGUACGUUGUGAGGUUAUGCGGUAUUUUUAUGCCGUCUAAAUUUAAAAUCAACUUUCGGUACGCGGUACUUGUUUCCUUUAUUAAUAAGAAUUAAUGCGGAACAAAAGAUAAAUUCGAUCGAAUUUCUUACGAUGAAAGUCUUUGCUCACGAAUCAAAUCCUCUUGUACUUCUCGUUUAUCGCUCGAAGACUGUGCGUUUGGUGACGUCAUAUUGGAUUAAAAAUACCUUUACGAACGUCAUCGCGUGAUUCGUUAAUAUUUUUUGUUUUCAAAUCUCAAUUUUAUACUUCGCACUUCGCGUACUCUACUUCGUGACUCUCGAGGAAUCGUCCGUUAAAAUAAGUAUGGAAGGAAAACUCGACCUCCGGUGUUGGGGACACUGUGCCAAAGACUUGAGAAACGUUAAUUUCCAACAAAUGGUACCGAUCGAGACAUGCCAAAAAAAUAAGUAUGAGAGAGUAAAGAUCAAAAAAUAUAUAUGAAAGAAGAUGAAAAAGUUCCACGAAUUAUUUAUCAGUGGAAAUAUUUUUCUCUUUGACGCCAUUCCAUUCCCGUUCUUCUGGGUAGUCCUCGUAUCUUGAUCGUUAGCAUUUACCAACCAAAAAUUGCUACUACAACAUCGGAUUAAUAAACGCGUAGGACCAACCCAACUAGUCGUUCAAAGAAAUAGAUAAUGAAUUGUUAAACUACAGCCCUUAACCAUUAUAACCCCUUUCCCCUCUAGCGUCUGUUUUUGUUCCCACGCUCCCACCCUUCCCUUUUCCUCUUCCGAGUAUAUAGUAUAAUAUAAGUAAUACACAGUGUCGCUGGAUAGAUACGAGAGAUAACGGGAUACACAAACACGGGAAAUUAUUAGUGCCAAUAAUUGCGAAACAGUGCAAAAAAAAUACACGAGGGGCUCGCCGAUGUUUUGGCAGAAAAUCGUCAUGACGGUUAAAGAAGAAAAAGAGAAAGAAAGAGAAACGAUGGUUUUACGACGAUCUAACGAGAGUAACGGUUAUUCUUAUAUGGUAAAUAUAUAUAUAACAUUGGAAAUAGCCUGAAUAAAGCAUAUACAGUGUAGGUAUAUAUAAGAUUCAGUUAUAGGUAUAUAUUGUAUAUUGCUACGAAUAGAGUUUAUCUAUUGGUUUACUUGUUGCGAUAUUUAUCUACUCUCGAGAUAUACGUAUUUGCGAUUGGUUGAUUUGAAUAAUGGCGGGAUCGUGGAGCUCGUAAAAAGUGUAUCGUGUAACGACAUUAAAAUUUCGACUUUUUUAUAGACUGUACGAAUACAUUUUUUAUGUUGUUAUAUGUGUGUAUAGUGGUUACGGUUGCUUGCCUGUGUUAAUACUCUGAUAAUUAUUGUAUUUGAAUUUUAUUCUCAUUUGUAUAAGAUUGUCGCAACUUACGAGUCCACGAUCCACGGCCGGUAUGACGACGUUAUGUCUGAAUUAUUCUUGCCAAAGGCAUUAUAUUUAGAUUCGAUAAUUCGAAAUCGAUGAUUUGUCGAAGUAAAAGAAAUAUGAUCUUGAGCUAACGAUCCGUCGUGACGCGUCAUCAGUCUGACUUUCUAUAGAUUGACACUGUUGAAUUCUUCAUAGUUCCUUUAUCCUAUCUAUGAGAAGAAGAAGAGACAAGACAAAAAGAAAAUAACACGUUGGACGUAUUGAUUAUGUAUUUAAAUAUUCUAGCGUUGUAUUGUAUUAUCGCAGGAUAAAUUAAUUCGUGUUGUUCGUCGCGCUCUGCACGGCGAAAGUCGUAAUUGAUUUUAAAAAUGGCGCCACUUCGAAUAGCCGUCGCGUCAAUUCGUACGUUUCAUGGGAAUCGAGUUCAAGAAUAUUUCUAUGCGAUUCACUUUACCUUCGAAUUCUAUCUGUCAUUUAUCUCACUCCUGUUAUACCUGUCAUAUUUUAAUUACUAAACUCUCCUAUUUCUGCAGAUAUCUUACGAUCGAAAGUUUGUCAAUAACUGUUGCGUAUUUGAUUCGGUGAUAUUUUUGAUGGAAAUAAACUUUGCGUUGUAUUUAAAAUAUUUAUUUUGUUCGGAAAUAAUCGACGUGGCCAGAAUGCGUAUUUAUUUUAGAAAUGAGUUACAUGUAUAUGGAUAUUGGUACGAAAUAGAAAUCAAAGAAAAAAGUUAAUUGCGGUAUGAUCCGCGCGUAUAUCGAGGGAUUUUCAAUAAUUAAUACUAAUGAAGGAAAGAUUGAAGAGCAAACGUUUUUAAUUAUGCGACGUCCAAUAUGACGAGCGUUAUGCGAAAUUAUCAUUUUAACCAAUAUUUAUCGGUGCUAUCAUGUGCUACCAUUGUUUUCGCAUCUGUGUAUGUCUCAAUUUUUCAAAUAAAAUGUUAAUUUUA